GAUCUGAACCUGCAAAACCCUGGGCCGCCGAAGCGGAGCACGCGAACUUAACCACUUGGCCACGGGGGCGGCCCUGGCCCAUACCCUUUGACUGAUGCUUCCUUACUGUGGGAUACAGGCAAGAAAUCUGCAUUCCUGAGCUUUGAGUUUCUCACCCAUAAAAUAGAUGUGUUAAUACAAAGCCAUAGCGUUGCAGUGACAGUGAAAUGGGUGAUAUGUAAGAGUCUGGCAGGGUGGUGCAGGCUCAACAAAGGACAGCUAUAUGAUGAAAACUCUUGCCCUACCAAACAUGGUCCAAUUUUCCUGUUUGGCUCUUUGUCCAAGUUUAUUACUGGGACUAGCUACCUGGUCUGCAACAUAUUUGGUCAUAGGCUCCUUUGAAAAUCUGAUGAAAGCUGUGGACCUGAAGAAAGUGUAAAUACACCCAUCCUUAACUUUGCAUAGUUUCAACAGAUUCACGUGUUGGGGUGGGGACCACUGCCUUGAUAGGCCAUUAAUCUUUCUGUCUGUCUCCCUCUGAUUUUAGGCCCAAGUUCCUAGGGGAGAUGGCCAUCCACUCCCAUCUUGACUUCAUUUUACCUUUAGACUAUUUCUCCCUCGUUCUUUGACUCCUUUGGAAAUACCAGCUCAAAAUCAAACCUACCCUUUCUCAGCCCAGACCAAGGACUGAGCUUGUUGGUCUGAAUCCUUUUUAUCCCAGGCGUGCCCUGCUGAGAAGACCCUGCUGUAAGCCCUUCAUGUGCUGAGCUGCUGCUUUUGGAUAAAAUUGGUAAAGGCUGCUUUAAGCCUCUCUCUCACCAAAGGGCUUCCCUCUCUAAGCUUGGGGCAGGGAGCUCUGUAGCGGGGCACUGAGGCAGUGGGGGCAUGGAAUGUGGUGAGUUGUAAUAGCUCAGUGCUCCUGUACGUGAUAGGGGAUCUGGGAUCAUUUUAGGGACUAUUCUGUCUGUAGAAAUCCAAAAAGAAAAGGAAAACUUGUGUAAAGUUCUUAAGGGAGGAAGAGGGACCGCCGCUGUGGGCCUCAGCGCCUGUCACCCAUCCCCUGGAGCCGCCCUCCUGGAGUGGCUCCUCCACCUGCUGCUGGGGCACAACCACUUGCUCAUUUAGCCCUUCUUUUCCCCAGCAGUGCUCUUGCCCCACAAGGGCUUUUUAUCUCUGGGCUACAGAAUGUGGCAAAGGGAACUGUGUUCAGUCUGCCAAUGCAGUCCCCGAGAUGCAGGCCUACCUAGUGCAGGCCCAGAAGUCUAUGGCAGUUCCAGCCAGCAAAAAAGCAAAUGCACUUUAACCCUUUGUUCAAGUUUUACGGGGAAAAGUUUUUUCCAUUUCACAGUCUUUCAUUUUUUAUUAGGCACCUCCUGCUCAGGGACUGCAAAAAGUUUCCAAUUACUGCCAAGCCCUAAUGAUCUCCUCUCUGCCUGGAAUGUGUUUCAAACGGCUGCUCGUGUAGCUAUACCGUCUUUCUCCCAUUUCAUCCUAGGCACUUGCCUCAGAAGCAGGAAAUCCCUGGGAGUUGUAUUCAGAGUUACCAAGCUAUAAGCUAUCAAAUGUGCUUCGGUCUCAUUUUCUUCUUGUAAAUUAAUCAUCUGAACUCCCAAAUGUCAGUGCCCGAGAGGCCUCAGAGAUUUACUCCCAUCUCCUUGGCACGACAAAAGACUAAAGCCCAAAGAGGGGAAGGGCUGGCCUGUGGUCAGUUCCCCUACCUAGACCCCCGGCUCCUGCCUCCCAGCCAAGCAUUCUUUCUCCUUCUGGCUGAAGUUGUUAAAGCCUGCGUGGCCCUUUCUGCUAGAGGAAGGAACAUGUAGUUGUCUGUUUGUUCAUUCAACAAAAUACUUGACUGCAGACAGCCCAGAUAUUUUCAAUUUUUUUUUUUUUAACUUCAGGAAUAGGUCUUCACAGCUAGAGUGUGGGAAACUGUGGACAACUGCUGUCACUUCAGCCUAAUGCUGUCUGGAUUCUGCUUUGCUUUUAAAAAUUUGAUUUUUUGCUCCAUGUUUAAUUUAAAUAAAACAACUACAGAGUUUGGGUAGACAUCUGUUGAAAUACCUUCCCUAACAGUGGUUCCUUCCACAGGCAGUCACUAAUGGGUCUUUUGGGAGGAGGGGGUGCAAUAUAAGAUAGAGGCUUGAGCCGCAAAGGCUUCUGCAGUGUUGUCAUCUUGAUGAUGAUGAAUGGUUCUUUUUUGCCCUAUGCACAGGGAGCUGGGGACCUCAGGCCCUGCCCUUGGCUGUGGUAUUGGCUUUAUAAAUUAACACGAAAGUCUGGUUUGGUUUUGCUUGGAGUACAGGAAGACAGAAAUGGAGGAUUAGUGAAAAGUACCCAUCUUCAGAACAAGCAUUUUCCAAAUCUCAUUUGGCAUGUCACUCCAGGCUGGUUAAUGGGAGGCUGGCACUGAGUCCACAGACCCAACUGGCUCUAGGACACCACGUUGUUCAAUCUUUUGCUUAUCUAAUCGGAUUUGUGUUCUUACCCAAUGUUCUCUAGGUCACCACAUAGCCUCUUCCCCACCCCACAAAAGUUCCUAAUUAAGCUCCUACCUGGGGUCAUUUAGUAUCCAAGCUCAGGGGUAAAGGGAAGGAGCAGCUAGCCAGUCUCAAACUGCAGGAUUGGGUUUGGCAUAGGUCUGCUUCUCAAUGUUCCUAAAGUGCAAACAGUGCUGUCUCCUUCCAGGCCUGGCUGCAUGGUCCUGAGAGGACUGGAACCAGGACAGACAGAUCUGUGGAGUCACACUGUGCCCAAUCCCAACUCUGAGGUCCACCAUACCACCCUUUUCUCCCUUGGCAAGAGCAGUGGUAACCAUCCUGUUCCACCUUCAGCUGUGCUGCAUCUCCUCACUUUUCCUUGGGGAAUAGGCAGCCUCUUACCAAAUAUGCAACCUCUGAAGAUGAGAAGGACCUUGGGAAGGGCUAUCAGCUAAGUUUUCAGGGAGACACCAGGCAGAAAAAGAAUCUUGUUGCAUUUGUUUUGUUGGCGUAUCCUUCCAGGUCAUGGGACGAUCUAGUCUUUAUAUCUCCUUACUCAGAAUUCACACUUUUCCCCCCAAGUUUAUUAAAAUGUCCAUGUCAUUUAAUGAGUACUCAUAACUACUCAUGGUUUAGAUACAUGCCCUUUCUUGAUCUAGAAACCUGCAGGAGUUCCUACUUAAGCCAAUGGAUGUUCUGAGCUUUGGAGAUAUCUCAGCCCUAUGUCUGCUUCCCCGAGGCUACUGGGAUAUGCUUCGUAGAAGAUCCUAGUCAACUACUGGGAGGAAAGGCCAUAAUUCAAGGCUUGCAAUGAUUUGUCACCACCACCAUGCUCUUCUACUGAUUUAGGAGCCCCUGCUACUUCCUUAUUCAUGUUUUUAAAGACAAAACAAAAAACCAGCCUAUACUUAUUCAUUCAAUUCACCUGUAGUCCAAGAAAGUCUCACAUCAGUCCUGAUUGCCCUUCCCCUGGGAGAGGACGGGUAGGCCAGACUGACCUUUCCACAGCUAGGUCUCCAUUCUAGGGAAAUGACCCGGAGCAGGCUGAGCGACAGUCCAUCUAUACAAAUGAGGUAUCUGGGGCACUGCAGACCAUGUGUGCUGAAGCGUCCUCCCACAGAAAGGAGAUAAUGGGCCUUCUCCAGUUGCCUGUAACACAAUAGAUCAGUGCUGCUUUCCUAGACAAGGCUGAAAGACUCAACACUUUCUGAAGACUUCAUUAUUUGAAUUCUAUUUUGAUUAGAGUGAUCUCACUGAGCUAUUUUGGAAUCAAAAUAUGGCUAGGUGCCUGGUCUCCCUCAAUGGCUUCACGUGGCUUUCAAAGGGAAAGGAGGGAGUAGUGCUGACUUUUGGUAAAACGGGCGAAAAGGGUCCAAGCCAGCAACAUAAUUCAAAGUCCAGGUGAGGGAUCAGUAAAUAGCAAUGUGCCUGAAAGGCAGGCCUUGAGCACAUUCCUCUGGUAGACAUUAACUUAUUAAAUCGACCCUGAUUGCAAAUAUAAACUUUGCCCCCAUCUCACCCGGCAACCAUAAGAGGCGGAUCUCAGUCUAUAAAGGGAAGUGAGAACUGUUCCUGGGUCUUGAGUUCCCAUAUCCUCCCUCUGUCAAGAUGUGGCACCUGAAACUCUCCGCAGUGCUCAUGAUCUGCCUGCUGUUGUGGGGCCAGGUAGAUGGCUCCCCAAUACCAGAACUGAGUUCAGCAAAGAGAAGGCCACGGAGAAUGACUCCAUUUUGGAGAGCAGUUUCCCUCAGGCCCAUUGGAGCCUCUUGUCGGGACGAUUCUGAAUGUAUCACGAGGCUAUGCAGAAAAAGACGCUGUUCCCUAAGUGUGGCCCAGGAAUGAUGUCCAUACCAGGGGAAAAGAAGACAGCAUUCACCUACAACAAUGCUCCAUUCUAUGGAAUACUGAUUAAUUGCAUUUUGGCUGGAGACACUUAAGUAAAGCAAUAUCGUGUUUUUAAUAUUUAAAGACAGAUGUAUGCUUUAAAUUGGUCUCCGUUUCUUCUUAGAAUGUUGAUAUGUAGUAAGCAUAACUAAAUUUGUCAAUUUAGAGUUUAUUUUUUUAUGUGUACUAUUAAAUGUCUCAAAUGGAAA
This is a messenger RNA of Equus caballus (horse), 4549 nucleotides long. It is a transcript of the gene LEAP2, whose product is annotated as liver enriched antimicrobial peptide 2. Gene Ontology annotation, biological process: antimicrobial humoral immune response mediated by antimicrobial peptide; defense response to bacterium. NCBI's taxonomy places the organism in Eukaryota, Metazoa, Chordata, Mammalia, Perissodactyla, Equidae. The record is from RefSeq and is a predicted model, not a curated record.